Molecule: messenger RNA, 1338 nt
Organism: Naegleria fowleri
Lineage: Eukaryota; Heterolobosea; Eutetramitea; Acrasida; Naegleriidae
Exons: 1
Coding region: 1-1338 (445 amino acids)
Molecular function (GO): protein binding
Source: RefSeq, a predicted model, not a curated record
AUGUUCGCUCACGAUGAUUUGCUUUCAAUUUUCAUGUUUUUGGAUUUUUCGCAUGUUCCCAAACUGAGUCUUGUAUGCAAUGAUUGGUAUAAAAUUGUGAGUAGCAAUGCAUUGUGGGAAUGGUAUUUCCAUUUGAUGAGUAAUAAUAAGAAAGGAAAAACAAGUAUUGAAACGAAAGUGUUGGAGAAGGAUGAUGUAUUUUGGCGAAAUAUGAUCCGUGAUCACUUUUCCAACUACAAGUUGAGAGCUUCCAACUGUAUAUCUUCUCAUGAGACCCAUGACCUAAGUAAAGAAAUGGCCUUUUUGAACCAUUCAUCUGUUCAUCCGUUUUUGAGGCAAUUCGCAAAAUUUAUUUGUGGAAGAAUUAAAAUUGAGAAAAUUUAUUUUUCUGGAGAUGGAGAAUUGAAGAUGAAAUCUUUUUCACUUGAAAAUGUGGAUCAAAAGUUUGAUAAAUAUCAGAAGAUUUUUGAAAUGAAAAUCAAAAUGAGAAUAAGUGGUAUAGAUGAAUGCAUUAUUGCUCGAACCAAAUAUUCUGCUGCUAUUUCAAUUUUUGGAUAUUGGUAUUGUGUUGGAGCAUUUGUUUAUUUUUCAACUGAAUCUCAUGAUAGGAUUCAUGAACAUGUUCAACAUCCAAGUUCACCUAGUAUUGAUCAUGAGCGUCUUUCUGAUAUGCAUGACUUGCAAAAUUGCUUCCUUUACGUUUUUAAUGGAAGAGAACAGUCGCCAACACUUAAGGGAGAGCAAUAUUUGGAAGAUCAUGUGUUGUCGAAAUGUGUCCCAACCCUUUCUCAAUUUAACUUGUCUCCACGAUCUGCGAUUCCACUUCUUUGUUAUAUUGUGACAUGUGUCAGUGGAGCGGAUUUUUUUUAUUAUGGUCAUCGCAAGAAAGAAUUCACGCAUGCCUAUCCCGACAUUGCAAACAACACAUUCAUGUAUUACCAAAAGUAUGCAAAAUACAUUGGUCGUGUACAGAAUGAAAUAUCAACUUUAAGGCAAAUUAUUUUGUCGUCUCCACUUAAUGUAAAUCCCAACAUUUGUACUACUGUUAAUCGAAUGAUUGAAGGAAAAAUUAGUGUGAUUGAGCCGUUAAAAAGCAACGAAAGAGACGAAUAUUGGAAUUGUUUACAAUCAAAAGUUGUGACCUCAAAACAAAAAGCAAAAUAUUUCCCAGGCUUGUUCACACACAGAAAGAGUGGCAGCGUCGUGUCCACAAAUGUCAGUGGAGACGUAAUAAUGGAGGAAAUACUUUCGUUCCAAAAAGCCCUUAAAGUUCUCGAGAAUGAGAAUGAAGUUUUUGAUAGUUACUUGCGCCACAAAUCAAGCAAAUUCAAACAAUAA